AGCAGGAAGGAAAAGUAGAGCACGCGGGAAGGGAGUCGCUUCUUCUUUAACCCGCCUGCGCCAGAUGGGAUGACCUGAACCAACGGAUCCAAAAGACAAGAAAGGAGAUUCCGACUGAGCAUUUUAGGAAGAUCUUUCCGCAAGUGUUCGACAGUGGAGAAGAUCCCCUUGGGAGACCUCUACCUUCUUGAGGAUGCAGUUUUAGUCGCAGUUGCUAUGGAGAAGAUCAAGGAGCAGUUUUCCAGUCUCCAAAUAGCAAAACGGUGUGCACUGGCAAAAGACCCCACUUAUCUGUUGGACUUGGAUAUUUCAAGAGGCGGAGGGAGGCAGCUGGUGGCCGUUUUGUGUUCCGAUAAAUCAAUCAGGGUUUACGACAGAGAGGCGCUCACUUUGCUGCGGGAAUAUAGCAGCCGUCCCGGGCUGCUCAGCGGCGUCCGAUUCGCACACACGUGUGAAAGUGUGUUGUUCUCCGCUUGCAGCGACGGAACAGUGAAAUGCUGGGAUACGCGCCUGGCGACUGCAGGGCCAGCGCAGUUGUUCUGUGGCUCCCUUUCAAAUGUCUUCGUUAGCUUUGACAUAAGCUGCAACGACCUCAUAGUCUGCGCUGGAACAGAAAAAGUGGGGGACGAUGUUUUCAUGGCCUUCUGGGAUGCCCGGAGCUGCACGGGGAGUGUAGCUUCCAGCAAAGAGCCUCUGGGCUUCUACUCGGAGACCCACAACGAUGACAUCACCAGAAUUCGUUUCCACCCCAUCAAGCAGAACCUGCUAGUUUCCGGGUCGACCGACGGGCUGGUGAACGUUUUCGACAUCAACAAGGACAGCGAAGAAGAUGCGCUGGUUGCUACCUGCAACUCCGACUCGUCGGUCAGUUCCGUCGGGUGGUCCGGGAAAGAUUACCGGCAGGUCUACUGCACGACGCACGAUGAAGGGUUUUGUCAGUGGGAUCUCGCCCAGCUGGAGACCGAGGAGCCAGUCACAUUGCUGCAUGUUCCAGACGCCCGAGAAGCAGGACGUGGAGAAAGCACCAAGCUGGACUACUUAAUCGGUGGCUUGUACCAUGAAACGAUGGACACGUUGCUUGUUGUCGGGGGAACGUCAACAGGAAGCAUCUGCCUCCUGGACUGUGGGGUUGGUGGCCUGAGUUCUGUAGGGGUCCUUCAGGAUGGGCACUCUGCUCCUGUCCGCUCAUUCUGCUGGAACGUGGCAGAUGACUCUUUGCUGACCGGUGGAGAGGAUGCGCAGCUGUUGCUAUGGAAACCUGGAGCCGUGGGGAAAGCCUUUGGAAAGAAGACUUCUAUGAAGACUGCUUCCUCUGUUCACCAGCGGCUGAGAGUUCACCAGCACGCUUUCAAGAGCAAGAAAAAACAGGCGUCUUUGUAAAGAGGUGGCGGCGAUGGGGAGUGAGGAGGCCUCUACCUGAAAGUGAUUCCAGAAGGGUACCUGCCUUAGCCCGUUUCAGGGGGAUUAACAAGUCUUGCAGCACCUUGAAGACUUAAUUUAUUAUGGCAUAAUGUUUCGUGGACUAAGAUCUGCUUCAUCACACACGGAAGCUUAUGCCAUAAUUAAUUAGUUGGUCUUUAGGGUGCUGCAGUUUCCACUCGUAGAGAGUUGACCUUUCGAAAAGUUGCAACACUUUGGGAGUGUGUGUGCAUGCAUGUGCGAGUUCCUUGCAGGUAUUUGACGUGUACGGCUCCACAGCCGUGGCCUUGUUUACUCGGAAAAUAUCCUCUCCGUGUCAGUGGGGACCCCAACUUCUAGCAAAGUUGGCACGGGACCGGUGCCUCGAUACGAGAAGCCUGCCAAGCAAAAUCAAAAGGUAUCGUUCUU
Messenger RNA from Lacerta agilis (Sand lizard), 1827 nucleotides. RefSeq names its product WD repeat domain 89 (gene WDR89). Lineage: Eukaryota; Metazoa; Chordata; Lepidosauria; Squamata; Lacertidae. Gene Ontology annotation, molecular function: protein binding. The transcript has 3 exons. The coding region runs from base 217 to 1380 and encodes 387 amino acids. The record is from RefSeq and is a predicted model, not a curated record.